Messenger RNA from Mercenaria mercenaria, 3142 nucleotides. RefSeq names its product fibropellin-1-like. The coding region runs from base 8 to 2137 and encodes 709 amino acids. Gene Ontology annotation, molecular function: calcium ion binding. The record is from RefSeq and is a predicted model, not a curated record. The transcript has 8 exons. Lineage: Eukaryota; Metazoa; Mollusca; Bivalvia; Venerida; Veneridae.
AGAUAGUAUGAUUAAACAUGAAGAACUAAAAGACAAGAUUAUUGAAGCUGAAAAAAAGUUACAAAAUAUGUAUCAGUUAGAAAUUAGAACAGAAAUAAAUAAACUAAAUACUGAAACUGAAAAAAAGCAUAAAGAUUUAUUAGAAUUAAUUUCAAAUAAACUUGCAGAAUAUAAAUCUGAAUUGGAAAAGGCAGCUUCACAAAGAGGUGAUGAUCAUGACACAGCAUUAGAUAACUUUAAAGAAGAGCUUAAUUCUAAAAUAGAUGACUUUAAAAAACAAAUUCGAAAUUGGAUUAGUAUUGUUGACAACCGUCAUAAUUUAAAGUAUGCAGACUUAAGUAAUAUUACAAAAAAAUUACAAGAAGAUAUGACGCAGCUUAAUGCUAAAGUUGAAGAACAUAAAAAUGAACUGGACUUUGUAGUUGAAAAAUCAGUUAAACAAGGAGAGUUAAUUACUGCUAAUACUGAAGCAAUUACUGCUAAUACUGAAGCAAUUAACACAGUUAAUAAUCAGAUAGAAAAUUUGAAGAAACAACUUGUAGACCUGAUUAAUAAUGUUGAUGCAAGUCACAAUAUAAAGUACAAAGAGUUAAGUAAACUUAAAGGUUUAUUACAAGAAGAUAUUAAUAAAUUUAAUGAUAAAUUUAAUGAUAAAAUUCUGAUAAUUAUUGCGUAUUUUGUUUUGAAUAAUUUAAAGAUCACCACUUUGGUGGCGCAGAACCAAACUAUUUGUGGUAAUGUUACGUGCACCGAAAAAGCAAGAGGUUGUCUCCAAAAUGGUGGAUGUAAUUGUUUGGUUGGAAGUUAUGGGGAAGCGUGUGAUAAGGACAGAGAUGAGUGCAGGGCCCAUGUUCCUCCCUGUGGUCGAACAGGACGUUGUGUAAAUACUCCUGGCAGUUAUAGUUGUACGUGCUUGAAAGGAUGGCAAGGAACACACUGUGAGAAUCGAAGUAUGUCAGCUGAUGUGGAGUGUCUGCCUGGAUGGACAGGGAUCGUGUGUAAUGACGAUAUAGACGAAUGCCAGAAUGACAGCUCCCUUUGUCCUGGAUUACACAACAAUUGCUCCAACAAUCAAGGAAGCUACAAAUGUGUGUGUGAAGACGGCUGGAAAGGACAAGAAUGUGUGCAAGAUAUAGAUGAAUGCCUGACAAACCCAUGCCAAAGCCAAGGCACUUGUGUUAACUCACCUGGUUCAUAUACAUGCACAUGUCUGAAAGGCUGGACUGGAAAACACUGCACAGAUGAUGUCAGUGAGUGUCUGGAGACACCAUGUGCAAAUUUGGGCACGUGCCAUAACACUAACGGAACUUACAUUUGCGCUUGCGUAACCGGAUGGCAGGGUGAAAAUUGUACCGUGGAGUUUGACGAAUGCCAAAAUACAUCUUGUGGGAUAAAUAAAAAAUGCAUUAAUGCAGAUGGCUCUUACUCAUGCGUAUGUGAUACAGGAUGGCAGGGGCAUAAUUGUGUCGAUGAUAUAAACGAAUGUCAGACAGGAUCGCCAUGCGGAGAGCAUGGUUCCUGUAACAAUACAAUUGGCUCAUAUACAUGUAAAUGCAAACAAGGAUGGAGAGGUCAGAACUGCUCGGAAGACAUUGAUGAGUGCGAGAGUUCUAUUUGUGGACCAUACAAUACCUGCAUUAACAAGGCAGGUUCGUAUACUUGUGUCUGUACAGCAGGUUUACAAGGUGAAAAUUGCACAGAGGAUGUAGAUGAAUGUCAGACUGAUCGUUGCCUGAAUUCAGGAACCUGUAAGAAUACAGUUGGCUCUUUUACUUGCGAAUGUCCGCCAUACUGGAAAGGAACUAAGUGUGAAUUACCAUUUACAGAUGAUAAUGAUCAACUGGAUAUCGGAAUGACUACAGGAAUUGUCGUCGGUUCUAUGGUGGCGGUCGGCGGAUUACUGUCUCUUGUCAUUUUUAUAAGAUACAAAUGGAAAUCAAAUAAUGUUGAAGACAACACAAACGAUGUGGAAGGUAUUUGUGUAGACCAGCAAGCGAAAGCGAGCAUGGAAAAAGAGUCUAAACACGAGAACAAAGGUCACCCAAAGGGACAAGCAACUGCUGAUUCAGAUAGACAUGUACAAGAAGUUGUAAUGCGAACCAGAUUCUCAUUGAGAAAAAUAAUACCUAAACGUUAACAUAUGAAAGAGUGUUGUCACAUCAAUGUAACCAGAUAAUUAUGACAGUGAUUAUGUGAUAAAUUGUUCGAUUUUAUUUCAAUUUAACUUAGAAAAUGCCAUAGAAAUGUAUUUUGGAUAGGUAGUAGGGUAGUGUUGUUUCGUCAUUUUACGCAUUGUGUCGAUUGCAUUUGUAAGUGAGAAGUUUUCUAAAAGAUUAAUUUGUCUUUUUUUCAAAUCAAAUCAUCAGUUUAUUCACGACUCCACUAUUUCAUGUUAAGAAUAUGAAUGAUCAAAAAGCAAAUCCACAGCCCUUCUCUGUCUCCCUCAGUGAUUUGCUAUGCCCAGCCCAGCCUUUCCAAGCCCUGUACGUACAUCUCUUUCUCGUGUAAACAAAGCAAGUAAGAUUGUCAAACAAAAUACAGGCCUUCUGGUCCCAGCAGUUGCAUUUGCUAGGUUUCUUGGUACCAUUUCCUCUUUUUACUCGUCCUGAGGCUCAUUUUCUCGACAUUACCCGUUCCCAACAUCACCUCGCCGUACAUCUAAAACGUCGAGGUUCAAAUCGGCGCUGUAUUCCGCCCCCAUACAACGUUUACGAAUGCAAGUAUGCAGAGUUUAUAGCUGUGUACACAGCCUUUGUUGAUGCAUGUACAUAUGUAACAGUGGAACUUUGUCUGUAUAUACAGACCCACUGGCACAAGACCAGAAAGAAAAUGCCACUGUAAAUGUUAUACCCUACCCCUUGGUAUACUUUAAGACCAUGGUCAUGAACGGGAAAACACACUAACCCAUUUCUAUUAAAAACGCUCAGGUCGGUAGACGAUUUUUCUAUGAUAAGUGGCUAUAUUUCAUAAACCUAUUUUUGCACGUGACGUGCUACUUACUGACUUUGAUAUUUUUGCAUUGCAUGUUGAAGUCUGUUUGCCUGGUUAAUGGCUAAAAAAGUCAUUUUCAUUAUCAUUAUUGCUGUUAUUAUUAUUAUUAUUAUUAUUAUCAUUCAUCAUAAUUAUUAUUAUGUCAAACACU